AUAGUAACCCUGCCCUGAAUCCAAGCCCACCACGGGGAAGAGUUUAGCAAUAAGGAGUUCUUUGAAAGCCCAAUAUGACAGUUGCUACUGGAGAUCCUGCAGAUGAAGCUGCAGCUCUUCCUGGUCACCCCCAGGACACAUAUAACCCUGAGACAGACCAUGAAUGCUGCGAGAGGGUGGUCAUUAACAUCUCAGGGCUGCGUUUCGAGACACAGCUCAAGACACUUGCUCAGUUUCCAGAGACCUUACUAGGAGAUCCUAAAAAGAGGAUGAGAUAUUUCGACCCUCUGCGGAAUGAGUAUUUCUUUGACCGCAACAGACCCAGUUUCGAUGCCAUUUUGUACUAUUACCAGUCUGGUGGGAGGUUGAGGAGACCUGUAAAUGUGCCCUUGGAUAUCUUCUCAGAAGAGAUUCGUUUCUAUGAACUGGGGGAAGAAGCCAUGGAGAUGUUUCGGGAGGAUGAAGGUUACAUCAAAGAAGAGGAAAGGCCAUUGCCUGAGAACGAGUUCCAGAGACAAGUGUGGUUGCUCUUUGAGUACCCUGAGAGCUCAGGCCCCGCCAGGAUUAUAGCUAUUGUCUCUGUCAUGGUGAUUUUAAUCUCCAUCGUCAGCUUUUGCCUGGAAACCUUGCCCAUUUUUCGGGAUGAGAACGAUGACAUGCACGGCAGUGGCCUGAGCCACCCUCCCUACUCCAACAGCAGCAUGGGCUACCAGCAGUCCACCUCCUUCACAGAUCCCUUCUUCAUUGUGGAGACCCUUUGCAUCAUCUGGUUCUCCUUCGAGUUCUUGGUGAGGUUCUUCGCCUGCCCCAGCAAGGCUGGAUUUUUUACCAACAUCAUGAACAUUAUAGACAUUGUGGCCAUCAUUCCCUACUUCAUCACCUUAGGGACAGAGCUGGCUGAGAAGCCAGAGGAUGGCCAACAGGGCCAACAAGCCAUGUCCUUGGCCAUCCUCCGAGUCAUCCGCUUGGUGCGGGUCUUCAGGAUCUUCAAGCUCUCCAGGCACUCCAAGGGGCUGCAGAUCCUGGGGCAGACCCUCAAGGCCAGCAUGAGGGAGCUGGGUUUGCUCAUCUUCUUCCUCUUCAUCGGUGUCAUCCUCUUCUCCAGCGCCGUCUACUUCGCCGAGGCCGACGAGAGCGAGUCGCAGUUCCCGAGCAUCCCCGAUGCCUUCUGGUGGGCUGUGGUUUCCAUGACGACUGUUGGCUACGGAGACAUGGUCCCCACGACCAUCGGGGGGAAAAUAGUGGGUUCCUUGUGUGCCAUCGCUGGAGUAUUAACCAUUGCCUUACCAGUGCCCGUCAUAGUGUCUAACUUCAACUACUUCUACCACCGGGAGACGGAGGGAGAGGAGCAGGCUCAGUAUCUGCAAGUAACCAGCUGCCCAAAGAUCCCUUCUUCCCCUGACCUAAAGAAAAGCAGAAGUGCCUCUACUAUUAGUAAGUCUGAUUAUAUGGAGAUUCAGGAAGGUGUAAACAAUAGCAAUGAGGAUUUUAGGGAGGAGAACUUGAAGACAGCCAAUUGCACCCUAGCUAACACAAACUAUGUGAAUAUCACCAAGAUGCUAACUGAUGUCUAGUUGCUAAACCCUAGUCACGUAUUUAAAGCUCAAGUGGAACAACUGCAGAUAUUGAGUGCUGCUCUGCAUUGUAGUUAACACAGUCUUUUCUACGGUGUAUAUUUGGUUCUGCAUGGGAAGCAAUAGCUGUGUAAGUGACUUUUAACCUUUGAUUUCCACACUGAGUAAGCAUCUGUGCAAACAGACCCAACAAACCCAAACCAUGUUGUUCCCCUUCUCCCAUCCCAGGCUUGUGGGGAUCCAAAGAU
This is a messenger RNA of Acanthisitta chloris (rifleman), 1822 nucleotides long. It is a transcript of the gene KCNA2, whose product is annotated as potassium voltage-gated channel, shaker-related subfamily, member 2. Gene Ontology annotation, molecular function: protein binding; delayed rectifier potassium channel activity. Lineage: Eukaryota; Metazoa; Chordata; Aves; Passeriformes; Acanthisittidae. The record is from RefSeq and is a predicted model, not a curated record. Bases 75 to 1574 code for a protein of 499 amino acids. Gene Ontology annotation, biological process: potassium ion transmembrane transport; protein homooligomerization. Gene Ontology annotation, cellular component: membrane; dendrite; juxtaparanode region of axon. The transcript has a single exon.